Neolamprologus brichardi is the source of this 3448-nucleotide messenger RNA. RefSeq names its product repulsive guidance molecule BMP co-receptor b (gene rgmb). Gene Ontology annotation, molecular function: coreceptor activity. NCBI's taxonomy places the organism in Eukaryota, Metazoa, Chordata, Actinopteri, Cichliformes, Cichlidae. Gene Ontology annotation, cellular component: plasma membrane. The record is from RefSeq and is a predicted model, not a curated record. Gene Ontology annotation, biological process: BMP signaling pathway.
GGAGGAGAAAGUGAAAUGGGAGGAGAGCAGGAGAAACCUCCGCCUGGCCGGUGAGGGAGGGAGGGAUAUGAUUGUGCGUGUUCUGGACGAGAGAGGAGAGUGAUCGUAAUCAAGGCAAAAGUCCGGCUUGCAGCGGGAGCGCACUCCAAUCACGUGGGGUUUGGAUUUGUAUAGGAGAGAAAAAAGUAAAAGUGUCGACGAAGUGACUUCUGGUUGUACUUUGUAUUUUCUUUCCUCUCUGUGCCUUUCCACCUCCCCCUCCGCCCUGCAUUCCGCGGAGCAGCUGUGUUUUAAUGCCCCUGCGCACCCGUGGAGGAGAGGAAGGAGAGAAGAGUGAAGAAGAAGGGGCAGAAGAAGUAGUGAGAAGGCCUGGACACCACCCGUCCUCGCCCUCUGGAGGUCUGUCCACUCUCCCCUCCUGGCCCUGCAUGGACGGGGAUGGGGAGAGCCGGAUGCUGUUGCCGCGGGGCUGAGCGCCUCACCUCCCCGUCUAUGGUGCGCCGCUUCCGGCCGCUUCUACUGCUGAUCAUCGCUCUGUGCUGCGGUGCUCACAUAGGUCAGUGCCAGGUGGCCACACCUCAGUGUCGUAUCCAGAAGUGCACCACCGACUUUGUCUCCCUGACCUCCCACCUGAACCCUGUGGUGGAUGGCUUUCACACUGAAUUUUGCAAGGCUUUGCGUGCGUACUCGGCCUGCACUCAGAGGACAGCAAAGGCCUGCCGUGGAAACCUGGUCUUCCACUCGGCUGUUCUGGGCAUCUCAGACCUAAUGAGCCAGAGAAACUGCUCCAGAGAUGGCCCCACUUCUCCCACACACCCCGAGAUUCCCUUUGAGCCAUGCAACUAUCACAGCCGCACUCAGCACGCCCACACGCAAUCCCAUGCACACGCUCACUCACACUCACAUACUCACAGCCACAGCCACGGCCACUCUCGGGCUGGGUACCUGUUUUGUGGGCUCUUUGGUGACCCCCACCUGAGGACAUUCAAGGACAGCUUCCAGACUUGUAAAGUGGAGGGAGCAUGGCCUCUUAUUGAUAACGACUACCUUUCAGUGCAGGUCACUAAUGUUCCUGUGGUUCCUGGCUCCAGUGCAACAGCAACCAAUAAGAUCACCAUCAUCUUCAAACCCUACGAGGGCUGUACGGACCAGAGGGUCUACCAGGCCGUCACGGACAACCUUCCGGCUGCCUUUGAUGAUGGAACCGUGAGCAGUGGCGACCCCAUGCACAAUUCUGCUGGUGCAGACGGAGCAAGCAGGAAGGUCCGGGCUCUGUGGAUCUCCGAGCGCAGCCCAGGGCGCCACGUGGAGCUGCACGCUGGCUACAUCGGCGUGACUGUAAUUGUUCGCCAACUGGGGCGCUACUUGACCCUGGCAGUGCGGAUCCCAGAGGAGCUGGCUCAGGCCUACGAUGCCACCCAGGACCUGCAGCUCUGCCUGAACGGCUGCCCCAGCGCAGAGCGCAUCGACCAAGCGGGGCAUCUUCCCCUGCCCGUCUCCCCUCCUGCGCUUGGCCUGCAGCUUCAGCAGCUACGUCGGCCAAGCUACUCCUCACAGACACAAACAUCCGCCUACGGCUCCACGCAGGUCUUUGGUGUGGAGGGGGCGAGGGAGCGGUGCAGGGAGCAACUGGAGGUAGAGGACAUUUACUUCCACUCCUGUGUGUUUGACCUCCUGACCACCGGGGAUGCUAACUUCACAGUGGCAGCAUACAGUGCGCAGAAGGAUAUGGAGAGUCUCCAUCCACACCGGGACAGCUGGAGGAUCUACCCCCGCAGUUUUGCCACCUCCUCUUUACACUUUGAUUCUCAAAAUUUCAAACGGCUUGCCCUGCUCCUGCCAUGUUUUCUGAGCACUGUGUUGAUGUAAUAGCGGGAGUCUUUGUGUGUGCCUGCAUGUGUGUAGGUCUGGGUAUGUGUGUGCACUACAAAUAAAUGGUUUGGAAGUUUUUUGCUGAGCACUGAUACUUAACACUGGCACCUGUUUCUUGCAGUGAGGAACCAGCAGCCUGAACAGUUAUUAGGACUUUAAUGUUUUUUUAAAGGUGAAAGACCUCCCAGUGGACGCAGGACAUGCUGGUGUCACUAACUAUAAGAGAAUCAGCUCUCUGGAGGUAAAAAAUGCAAAAUAAAAUAAACAAGACGGCACGACGGCUUCUACAAUCUGUCUUCAGCUUUGGAUAGAACGCACCUGACAAUGACACAAAUGUCUCUGUGUGUUUAAAUUGACUGUAAAUAGUUCAUUUUGUCUUCAGUGCACAGUGUAAUGGAGUCAAGUUUGUUUUUGUGCCAUUUGAUGUGAUUUUUUUGAAUACCUCAGAUGAUGAGGUUUGUUUUAACAAAUGCACUUUAUUUUAAUUUUUUCCACAAAUCCACAUCAGUGUUUUUUUUUGUUUUCUUUCACUUCAUGUCCUCCAUUAAAACCAGCUCAAACUUUGGAGCUCUGUGAUUUGGUUUUGGAUCCUUUCACAGUAAAAGUAAGUAGAACAAUAGGAGAUGUCAUUUAUUUUUAAGUGCAACAAGUACUAGCUGAUUUGCUUCAGCAUUUUAUUUUAAGUAAUGUGAGCUGUUCUGUUGAAUGUAUUUUGAAACUCGUCACAGCAAAUGCCAUCAGUACUACUUUGUUUUUCUCAUGCCUGACUUUGACUGCUUGUGUGAGUCUGUGUGUUUGUGGGUGCUUCAGUGUUUUUCUUUUAAUGUGUCAAAGUGUUUUCAUUUCAGCUGAUUCGCGUUAGAAGAAGUCCCGCCUUUUUGCCAAGACGCUGUGACUUUACAGGCUCGUGUUUUUUACUCAGUCUACUUUUUUUUAUUAUUCGUAUAAUUUGAGCCAAAGACAGAUAUUUUUUUUCCUUUUUUUUGUUUCUUGUGCAGCGAAAAUCAAAACUCAACACCAAACCAGCACCCUCCACCCUCUCGGAGUCUUUUUCUCCCUAGUUUUUAAACUUACUACUGUAGAUUGGUUUUGUUGGAACUGACAAGCUGCUCCUUGUUGGGAUACAUGUAAAAUACUGGAGAGAAAACAGUGCAAAUUACUGAAGAAACCUUAUCACGCUAGGCUGUGUUUUCUGCAUCAGCGUUGUGUUUUAAGAAUUUGAUACCUGGUAGAGGUUUCUACCUUUAAAAAAAGCCUGUGAGCCUUUUGAACAUGUAACAUUCUUUGUAAUUACGCCAAGUUUGUUUGACGAUAUUGGUUCAUCUCAGUUUUUUGGGGUUUUUUUUGGCAUUGUGGUCUCUUACAACAUGUGUGAGUGAAGAGUGACUGAUCAAUGUUGAAAUACUUAACUUAUUUAUGAACGUAGUGCCCCGUAGAGGAAGUUAAGCUCCAUAUUCUUGCUGUUAAAUAAUAAUUUAAAAAAUGUCAGAUGUGAUUGUACUGCCACCUAGUGGUGAUCUGUUGAUAUGUCAGUGUGUUACUCAAGGCUCUCAAAAAAAGGAAAAAAAAAAGGAAA